This is a messenger RNA of Closterium sp. Naga37s-1, 945 nucleotides long. NCBI's taxonomy places the organism in Eukaryota, Viridiplantae, Streptophyta, Zygnematophyceae, Desmidiales, Closteriaceae. The record is from the annotation of a GenBank genome assembly.
AUGGAGACACAACAACAGUCCAUGGGGACGCAGCAAGAGGCGGAGGGAGAGGCUGAAGAAUCACCAGCACCAGCACCAGCACCAGAAUUUUCAUUGCCGCAGCGGCAGCAGCAGGAGCAGAAGCCACCAGCGGUGUUGUCGUUCCAAGAUGUGGCGAUAGCUGCAGUCAGAGGGACCGGGCUGGUGUCCCACCACCUGCACUCCUUCAAUCGCUUCCUGCGCCGCCUCCCUCGCAUCGUGGCCGGCCACAGACCAGUUCAGAUACACAUUCCUUUGAAGGUCAGCGACACAGUCGCCCCCGCCAACCCGCGCAACCACAAUCUCGAGAGUGUCACAUCGCGGGUGGUGGGCGUGGGCGUGCGUAUUUUCCUCCAAGACGCCUCCUUCACCCGCCCACUUGUUCAUCCUGCUGGGGUAGAAAAUCUGGGUGAUACUGCUGGUGGUGCUGCUGCUGCUGCUGCUGCUGCUGCUGCACCAGGGACGAGUUCGUUGGCUGGUAGUGGAGCAGAUUUUAACGAGGAUGAGGAUGUGAAGAUGGGGGAUGAGGAGGAGGAGGAUAGGGGAGGGAAGAUUGGGAGGAAACGGAGAAAAGAGAAGAAGAGGAGCGGAAGGAAAGGGAAGGGGAAGGAAGCGGAGGAAGGAGUGGGGGGGUUGCGUCCUGACAGCUUGCCAGGGCAUAGGUUUCCGCAGCCUGGAGUGGGCAUUCUGAGGGAAUCUUCUCCGCUGUAUCCUAGCCAGGCGCGGCGUGAGCAUCGGACUUACAGUGGGGAUUUGAGAGGGUCUGUGCGCGUUCAGGUGUUUGAAGUGGUGGAGCGCGGUCGGUAUGAGCAGCCCUCCCCAGAGGCCAUUCGACAGGCGGAGAUGAGGCAUCAGAAGCAGCAGAGGAGAGAGCAGAGGAGGCGGAAGCAGGCAGAGCAGAGGGGGUCUCUCAAGACAGGAAAAUAA